Mangifera indica (mango) is the source of this 1729-nucleotide messenger RNA. RefSeq names its product protein PIN-LIKES 7-like. Gene Ontology annotation, biological process: endoplasmic reticulum to cytosol auxin transport. Lineage: Eukaryota; Viridiplantae; Streptophyta; Magnoliopsida; Sapindales; Anacardiaceae. The transcript has 10 exons. Gene Ontology annotation, cellular component: membrane. The coding region runs from base 289 to 1560 and encodes 423 amino acids. The record is from RefSeq and is a predicted model, not a curated record.
AGCUGUAAGGUGCAAGUAAAAUUCAAAAUGCUCUUCAACUCUUUCUCUGUCAAUUUCUACGCUGUCUUCAUCUUCUAUCUACAAUUAGAAAUCAUAAUUCUGGUAUAAAAAAAAAAGCGACCCCAUCACCUUACACAAAUAUAAAUUGCCAACCCAAUACACCCCUCCACCACCAACUUCAUCUUCUCUGUCUCUCAAUAUACAAAGAUAAGAUCUUCUUCCAGAAUCUACCGAUAUAUAUACAAACCUUGUUGUUAAAGUAGCAGUUUACAAAAUCAGAAGAAAGAGAUGGGGUUCUGGACACUGUUUGAAGUGGCAACAAUGCCAAUUUUGCAAGUGCUUAUAAUAGGCUUAUUGGGAGCUUUCAUGGCUACUGAAUUCUGCAAUCUUCUUCCAACAGAAGCCCGAAAAUCCUUAAACAAGAUUGUGUUCAUGGUGUUCACUCCUGCUCUCAUCUUUGCAUCUUUGGCCAAAACUGUGACGUUUCAAGACAUAAUCUCAUGGUGGUUUAUGCCGGUUAACAUUGGACUCACAUUUCUAUUUGGAGGCAUUCUUGGGUGGAUAGUUGUCAAAAUUCUAAGACCAAAGCCCUAUCUUGAAGGCCUCAUCAUUGCCACAUGUGCUUCAGGGAACUUGGGAAAUCUUCUGCUUAUAAUUGUCCCUGCAAUCUGUAAUGAGGAAGGAAGUCCAUUUGGGAAUCGUAAUGUUUGUAGCUCUGUUGGACUCUCUUACGCGUCUUUCUCCAUGGCGCUUGGCGGUAUCUACAUAUGGACUUACAGUUACCAACUAAUAAAAAGCUCAUCAGUUAAAUUCAAAGCACUUCAAACUGCUGAGGACAUAACAAAGUCAAAGGCUGCCAACCAGGAUUUUGAUGCCACCCCACAAACCCAACUUCUCAAGCCAGAAGAAAAUGAACAAAAUGCAUCUGUAAAUCUGUCAUUACCAAAGUCUACUUGUGCAGAUCCUGAAAGCCAAACUGUAACCUACAAAUCAACUACAGCUAGUCCUCAUCAGGAUAAAUCAUCCUGGAAAAAGAUACUUGAAUUCUUUCACAACAUCUUGGAGGAGCUGAUGGCUCCUCCUACAAUUGCCGCGAUUAUUGGAUUCAUCUUUGGAGCGAUUACUUGGCUGAGAAACCUUAUAAUUGGUGAUGGUGCACCCUUGAGGGUGAUCCAAGACUCAAUUAAAAUACUUGGGGAUGGAACAAUUCCAUGCAUCAUUCUUAUACUUGGAGGCAAUCUCAUUCAAGGUUUAAGGUCUUCAACACUAAGGCCGAUGGUGAUCAUAGCUGUGGUUUGUGUUAGAUACAUUAUCCUUCCUGUGAUUGGUAUAUGGAUUGUUAAAGGAGCCUCCACUCUUGGUUUCCUUCCAUCGGACCCUCUAUACCACUUUGUGCUCAUGAUUCAAUUUACUGUUCCACCCGCCAUGAAUAUCGGUACAAUGACCCAGUUGUUUGAAGUGGCUCAAGAGGAAUGUUCAGUCCUCUAUUUAUGGACAUACUUGGUUGCAGCACUAGCACUCACAUCUUGGUCGACAGUCUACAUGUGGAUCUUGACCUAAACACGUAUUAUAGCAUUGGAAAGUCAAGACAAAAGACAUUGAACACCAACUUGUAUCUCCAAAUCCUAUUUCUAAAACCUUCUGUCCUUUGGCUUUGGAGAAUGAACCAGGCCACUUUGAACACAAUUUGGAAAGUGUCAUUCAAUAUACAGAUCCCUAUAAUUGGAUU